AGAUCCUCAUAUUACUUCAUCUCUCUUCUUCCUCCAAAAACCCUCACUAGAUCAACUCACGACAGCAUUUCAAAUUAUCCAACCAGUAACUUUCGAGCUCAUCCAUGGCAACAAACGGAGCUCCACUUAGAGACGCGGAUACAAAGACGAGCUUGGAGAAGAUCAAGAAGCAGCUGGCAUCAAGCUCCGGUAGAAAUCUGCUGCAAGGACCUCUCCUCAAGCGAUCCGAAACGCUGAGGAAGUGGAAUGAGAGAUGGGUAAUUUUAGACCCAACAACUGGAAAGAUGGAGUACAAGGUAAGGAGAAAUGAGCCAUCAGUCAAAGGAACCAUGACAUUUGAUGCAAACAGUACCAUUACAAUUUCCCCUGUGAAUUUCCAGGGGCUGCCCAAGUAUGAUGGCUGUUGCUUCUACAUUGGGACCCCACAGAGAAAAGAUUAUUUCCUUUGUGCUGAAACUCCUGCUGCUGCUAGAGCUUGGGUGUCUACUCUACAUGCGACACAACUGGUUCUGAAGGCUCAUAAAGAAGCAGUGAAUACAUUAAGUGGAAAUGGGUCCACAAAGUUAGGAACAGUUGCCACUGUUGUUGCUGCUGCUAAUUCGACAGCCCUGGAAGCAUCUAAAGAAAUUGAAGCUGCAAUGCAAAUUUCCAUGAGAAAUGCCUUAGGAUCUAUGUUGACGAAGACACCUGAUUUCCCUGUGGAUGAUUUAUCCAUCAUGAAGGAAACCCUGAGAGUGAAGGAUGAAGAGCUGCAAAAUUUGGCAAGGGACCUUCGAUCGAGGGAUUCAACGAUAAAGGAAAUAGCUGAAAAACUCUCUGAAACUGCUGAAGCAGCUGAAGCUGCAGCGUCCGCUGCUCAUACUAUGGAUGAGCAAAGGAGAAUUGCUUGUGCGGAGGUCGAGCGUUUAACAAGAGAAUCUGAGCAAGAGUUGGAGUCAUCUAAAUUAAAGAUAAGAGCUUUGGAAGAGAAAGUCCUGAAUCUUAGCACAGAAAAAGAUCAUCUGAUAAAGCAAAGGGACUCGGCUCUUCAAGAGGCGCAUUUAUGGCGUUCAGAGCUUGCUAAAGCUAGAGAACAUGCCGUGAUAUUGGAAGGAGCUGUGGUCCGAGCUGAAGAGAAGGUCCGGGUUACAGAGGCUGAUGCCGAAGCUAGAAUAAAGGAAGCUAUUGAGAAAGAGUCUGCUGCUGCUAAAGAGAAUCAAGAACUACUUGCAUAUGUGAAUUUAUUACAAGAGCAACUCAAAAGGCAGCAGCUCGAGACCAGGCGAGUGUAUGCCGAGAAAACCGAGCCUUGCUCUGGCGUGGAUGGCGAUUUAACACUAACAAAGCACGUUGACCCAUCACAGGAGAACGUGGAUAAAGCAUGCACGAGCGUCUCAAGAGCAACACCCGAGGCCACUGAGAACUUUGUUCGCCUUGCGGUCGAGCAAACAGAUCUCCACUCUAUCAGGGAAAGUGAGUGGAAUGAUAUUCAAACAACCGAGGCCCAAAUAGCCGAAGUCCGAGAGGUUGGGCCCAAUGCGGAUGGGAGGAGCCUCGACAUCCCUGUGGUGAAUUUCCCGGUCAAUGGACCCCAGGACCAUCAUGGAUCUUCGGAUCAGCCUUACGUAUAAUUCUGUAUUCGGUAUGUUACUUAUAUUAUAUAUAUACAUGUAUUCACUCACAUAGUUGCGUUUCGUGUUUUUGUUGAUAGAUGUGUUUCGAUAAAUUUAUACAUGUGAUUGAGUGGUGAAUUAUGUGAUUUAGAGACUCUGGGCGUAAUCUUUUUUCUGAUAUUUGUGGACGGGGAAUGUUCCUGAUUAACUUGGAUGCAAUAAUUACAGGUCAUUUUUUAUGUAUAUGACUGAUGUAUGUAACACUCACGUGUGUUGAGCUGGAUGAAAUUAAACUGAUUCAGAUUUGAAAACUGCG
Striga asiatica is the source of this 1908-nucleotide messenger RNA. NCBI's taxonomy places the organism in Eukaryota, Viridiplantae, Streptophyta, Magnoliopsida, Lamiales, Orobanchaceae. The record is from the annotation of a GenBank genome assembly.